GUCUUUGCUUAGUCCAUUCCAUGUAUCCACACUCCUCUAUGGAAAACUGCAUGUCUUUCAACAAGUCCCCUUUCUCAAUUUCUUACUGUGUCCUCUUAGUUGCCUCCUCCCUUCCAUCGCGAUUAAAUCAUUUCUAUCCAACACUUCCAUGCCACUCGUAUUCUCUCAUAAAAAUUACAUCUCAUCCCUUCUCCAUUUUCAUACAAGACUAACCAUCAUAUUUUUUUAACAUUUCGGCGCCCAAGCGCACAGAUUCAACAAGGCUUUCGUAUGAGUUGUAGGAGGCAUUUCCAGGGGUAGUUUCAUGGCCCUGGUGGUAGUUUGACCCUUCUUCUGUAACAAGAACUUAAAAUACCACCCUUUAGAGCUCGACUGAUCUCCUUUUAUGCCUUUGGAAAUAGUUGAUGCGAGGUGUUUGAGAAUACCAACCUUAUUAGUAUCUCCAUCUCUCCAGUGCUUUCAUCUCCUUUAUGACAAUCUUCUCUCACUUAAAAACUAAUUAUCAUCCUUCUCCAUUUUCCUAUAAGACUUAAUGUAUCCAUCUCUUUGAUCUCAAUGUAAUGAACUCCAUCUCUCUGAUCCUUUCCUCUCUUCCUUCUCGUGUUCCUUCGGGUUGUCUUUAGAGGGAGAAUUAAAGGUUGGAAACUGGACUCUGAACUCAGACCCUCAGAGCUCAGCAUUCACCACUUCCAGCCAUUGUGUAAUAUAGUGAUAUCUGUAGAAGUAGUAGUAAUAGUAGUAUCAGGUCCUAUGCAUGCUUCUGAUAUAUUCCAAAUUUCUUCUUUUCUCUUAUUUUUACAUCAUAUUUCUCUCUCCUCUGUGCCGGCUCCAUUCAAACAAGACUUUCCGUAUCUCCAUAUUUAUUCAGUUAACUUACAUUGUGUUUACAUUAAUGCGAGAGAGAGAGAGAGAGAGAGAAUAUUUAUGUGUCCGGGGUUCAUGUGUCUGUGGGGUUUGUAAACAUACUGUGGGGUGACAUCCUGUGGGGCCUGUGGCUGAGAGAGAGAGAGAGAGAGAGAGAGAGAGAGAGAGAGAGAGAGAUUUAUGUCACUCAGCAUUGCACUGUCACUAUCAGGCUGCUCCUAACAUGUCAUUCACUGGAGGUCACUGAUCAGGUGUGUGCAGCCAGGCUUGGGCGCCAGAUUUGACCCAAUGUGGACAAAUUUCCCACGUCCACACAUGAGGUCAAUCUGCCGCCCAUGCCUGGCUGCAGACACCCACCCUAAUCAGUGCGCUGCUAACACGUCCGCUGCGAUUGGCACAGAUUUGACUUUCACUAGUAGCCUGAUAACAUAUACUCCCAGGUCUUUCUCUGCCUCUGUGGUGGAUAGUGGAGUGUUUCCCAUGUGGUAUUGGUGUGCUGGAUAUCCCUUCACUGGUAGCCUGGUAACAUAUACGCCCAGGUCUUUCUCUGCCUCUGUGGUGGAUAGUGGAGUGUUUCCCAUGUGGUAUUGGUGUGCUGGAUAUCCCUUCACUAGUAGCCUGAUAACAUAUACUCCCAGGUCUUUCUCUGCCUCUGUGGUGGAUAGUGGAGUGUUUCCCAUGUGGUAUUGGUGUGCUGGAUAUCCCUUCACUGGUAGCCUGAUAACAUACACUCCCAGGUCUUUCUCUGCCUCUAUGGUGGAUAGUGGAGUGUUUCCCAUGUGGUAUUGGUGUGCUGGAUAUCCCUUCACUAGUAGCCUGAUAACAUAUACUCCCAGGUCUUUCUCUGCCUCUGUGGUGGAUAGUGGAGUGUUUCCCAUGUGGUAUUGGUGUGCUGGAUAUCCCUUCACUGGUAGCCUGGUAACAUAUACUCCCAAGUCUUUCUCUGCCUCUGUGGUGGAUAGUGGAGUGUUUCCCAUGUGGUAUUGGUGUGCUGGAUAUCCCUUCACUGGUAGCCUGGUAACAUACACUCCCAGGUCUUUCUCUGCCUCUUUGGUGGAUAGUGGAGUGUUUCCCAUGUGGCACUGGUAUGCUGGAUAUCCCUUCACUGGUAGCCUGGUAACAUACACUCCCAGGUCUUUCUCUGCCUCUUUGGUGGAUAGUGGAGUGUUUCCCAUGUGGUAUUGGUGUGCUGGGUAUCCCUUCACUGGUAGCCUGGUAACAUACACUCCCAGGUCUUUCUCUGCCUCUGUGGUGGAUAGUGGAGUGUUUCCCAUGUGGCACUGGUAUGCUGGAUAUCCCCUCCCAAGGUGCAGUACUUUACAUUUUUCUUCAUUGAAUUGUAGCAGCCACUUUUUGUUCCUUUCCUGUUGCUAAGUGAGGUCUUCUUAUAGGAAAUCCACAGUCAAGGGGUUAACGGUGACAGCAUCGUCUUAGUGCCAGCCAGACAGUGAUGGUUCCCAGGGCAGCCAAACAGUGACAUAAACUGCUGUGGGAAGCUUUAAAAUUGGUGCAUCAGGAAUGAGAGCAUUUCAAGCUUACGACACAUAUCCCUUACAUAAAAUCAAAAUAUAUUAGUAUUUCCAUGAGAGAAAGAGAGAGAGAAUCCUUUUCCCAACUCAGACUUUGGUGAAGAGAUUAAAUUUGUAUUAGUAUUAAGUAAAUAAAUAAAUGAUAGAAAAAAAUGGCUUGAGUCUAGGCCCCUGAGAGAGAGAGAAAGAGAGUGUUGUGCUUGCCACUCAUCUUUUUCUUGUAUAUUUGAAUUCGUGAAGCAUCAGUGACGUGGCAAUAACAGUUUAAAAUCUCAAAGUGUGUACCUCAGUGCUGGGGAUGGACCCGGACCCUUGCAAUAAAAGUUGGGGCAGCACAUCAACAGAGUCCCUUAUGAGCAGCUCCUCCUCCUGUAUAAUAUGGAAGCAGAAGGAAGUGUAAAUGAAAGUAAAAGUGUGUAUUGAACAAGUGCAUUAGUCUCAUCAUCAGUCAUCAUUCCCUCAAUGUCCACACUGUUAGGCUGGGACGUCAGGUGUAGUGCCGCAGAAUUGGCCCCUGGCACGAUGGUUGAAUUUGCUUGCUGCCCUGGCUUGUACUCUGAAGGCCUGGGUUCCCUCAGUGCACGUACGAGACUAGUGAAACAUUAUUAUUAUUGUUAUUAGUAUUAUCUGUCAUGGAAAUACACAAUGACAAAACUAAUGCAUCUGUUCAAUAUACACCCAUACCUUAAUAUACUUUCUCUUGCAUGCAAAUUAUAGGGGAAGGAGAUGGGAAGAUUUAGAAGAGGAAAAAUAGGAGGAGGAGGAACUAAGGAAAAAUAUUAUCGAUGAGGAUUUGCAUGAGAGGAACGAAGGAAGAAAACAUAGAAAAUAAGAAAGGAGGAGGAACACAAAGGAACACAAAGCAACACAAAGGAAGAACAAACAACAGCAGACCUGCUGGUCCUUACGAGGUUGUUUGUGACAAGCUACACUAACUAUCUAAUCAAAGGUGGAAGAUGAAGGACAGCAAAGGCGAAGGCUCCUCCCCACCCCCCCAUCCCUCCAGCCAAAGCUGGCAGGAAAGGAAAAAGAACCAUGCAGCAUGGAAAAACUGCAUGGAAUUUAUGUAGGAAAGAGGAAAGAACUACCAUUACUGCUACCACUAACCGGGCGAUAAAAGCGGACAAGGACACCAGUAUUCGAAAGAACUUAACGUUAUUACGACAAUGAGUAAUAUCUAAGUUGCUGGUUGGAUUCAAAACACUUGUCUAAUCUAUUCUUGAAGGCCGUAACUGUUGUACUAUCAACGACAUCACAAGGUAGAGAGUUCCAAACAUUAACAACUCGAUUGAAGAAGAAGAAGUGUUUAGCUUCGUGCGACGAGAAUAUUUUACCACUUAUCUUCAAAUUGUGAUUUCUUCUUGUUCUAUUUGAUCGAUCAAUUGUAAAGUAAUCUUCCGCAUUAAUAUCACUGAAUCCUUUGAACAUUUUAAACACUUCUAUUAGAUCGCCUCGCAUUCUUCGUUUUGAUAGGCUGAAUAAAUUUACUUCUUUAAGCCUUUGUUCAUAUGACAAAUUUAUCAACCUAUGAAUCAUCUUUGUUACUCUUCGUUGGACCCGUUCCAACUUUUCUAUGUCUUUUCUGUAGUAGGGAGACCAAAACUGUACACAGUACUCUAGACGGGGUCGAACCAACGAAUUAUACAGUUUUAAUAUUACUUUUUCCGAUUUAUUAUUAAAGACUCGUCCGAUGAAGCCAACCAAUUUGUUUGCAGUUUUAACUACCUCUGAACAAUGCUGACCGGGCUUUAAAUCGCUUGAUAUAGUGAUUCCAAGAUCCUUUUCUUUACUUACUGCAGAAAGUUGUUGGCCAUUCAUUACGUACCGAACGCGAUUGUUAUUUUUUCCGAUGUGCAACACUUUACAUUUGUCAACGUUAAAUUUAAUUUGCCAUUGAUUGGCCCAACGUGCAAGUCGAUCUAUAUCUAAUUGUAAAGCUUCU
Molecule: messenger RNA, 4335 nt
Organism: Eriocheir sinensis (Chinese mitten crab)
Lineage: Eukaryota; Metazoa; Arthropoda; Malacostraca; Decapoda; Varunidae
Exons: 3
Coding region: 1153-2238 (361 amino acids)
Source: RefSeq, a predicted model, not a curated record